Molecule: messenger RNA, 2075 nt
Organism: Scophthalmus maximus (turbot)
Lineage: Eukaryota; Metazoa; Chordata; Actinopteri; Pleuronectiformes; Scophthalmidae
Exons: 10
Coding region: 486-1904 (472 amino acids)
Biological process (GO): humoral immune response; positive regulation of canonical NF-kappaB signal transduction
Source: RefSeq, a predicted model, not a curated record
GUGAAUACAUGCGGCUGAAAUGACAGUGGUGUCUGUGAGAGUGAUUUGAGUUUUUCUGGUUUUCCUUCAGUCUGGACUUGACACGAAGACAAACAUGACUGAAUUCGGAAUAUAUGCAAAUCCCUUUGUCGGUGGCCAUCGUGCAGUUAGAGGCCUAGAGGCUAGGAAGCCAUUUCUGCGGUGCAUCUGAUCAUCUAAAUCAUAAAUACUGAGACUGAGCUCAACUUUCCUGGCCGCUUUGGCUGAGGAACACAAACACCACAUUCUUUGCUCUGAUUGGAUGGAGCUGACGCAUGGGAGAAUUUGCAUAUAGCAGGCUUUAACAGACACACACACACACACACACACACACACACGCGCCUCUGCACUGACAGGAGUGUAAAGAAUCCAGCAGAGAACAGGUAGGUCAUUGUGACUCGCUCUGUUUCAGACUAACCCCACACGGCCUACUGGACUGCAGGGUAUGCUGACGUUGCCUGGCUAAGAUGAAGAAAUCUGAAAAGGAAUCAGAAAUGAAAGUGUUCUCCGCUGCAGAUGAAUCCAAAAAUUCCCUCCGACGUUCGAGCCCUGAAAUCACCCUAAACCAAUUUCUUUACGCUGAACCACAUCGUGAAACAGUCACACCGAGCUGCUGCAUGGACGCGGAUUAUUUUUGCCAAAGCCAAUACAGAGGUGGACAAGUGAAGCAAGAGUCGAGGAGCUGGCCAGCUCCUGCGGUGCGGCAUCCAGAGCCGAUGGACCACAAACAGCCCGAAGAUACAGCAGGAGCAACCUUUGCCAGGAUAAAUAUCCAUCAUGAACCUCGUGGAAGCUUUGGCCCGUAUCCUGCAGACACCGGGCGGAGUGACACGGAAGGAGAGUGCAGCUGCUGGGACUGUGGACCAAACCAGCGUGGGACAGCGGAGCCUGCAAACAGAGACACAACCGGAGGGGAGUUUGAAUACAGUUCUCAGCCGCAGAGUGAUGAAGAAGAGCUUGAGCUUCCGUUGCCACUGAGAUCUGAUGACGAGUGGCAACACUCACAUCAGAGUCCCUUUCCACCUCCUCACCACAACGUGCACAACUAUGGCCUUCAUCAUACUAUGGAUGUCAGAUAUUACCCCUCUGCAGGAGAAGGGCAAACCAACAUCAGCCCACUCAACAGAUACCCACCUCAGCCAUGCCACCACACCUGGGGUGACCCUCAAACGUGCUUCAGGCUCCAACGUCAUGAUAAUUGUGUGAGUGGCAGCGUGACACAGCCAAGAGUGUCAGUUAAUGUGCCGCAGUUCUCCGUGCCGCCCGUGGAGGGAGUGUCCCAGGUCACCGUGAUGAACCUGAGCUCGGCCGGAGCGGAGGCAUCAGUGUCACAUCCACAUGAGGGAAGAAGAACCGUCAGUCUGCCCGAUGAGUGCCGAGACAUUUUUAUAACCUAUUCUUCGGACGUGUGCUCAGAGAUGGUUCCUUUUGUGGACCUCCUCACAAAGCAAGGCUUUCGACCAGCUAUUGACCUAUUUGAAAACCCCAUUGGAAGCAUGGACAUCAACAAGUGGAAGGACAGUUACCUAAAAGAUCCAUCAAUCCUGAUUAUCAUCGCCAUCAGUCCAAAGUAUAAGGCGGACAUCGAGGGAUCCAUGGUGGACAGCCAUGGUCUUCACACUAAAUAUAUUCACUCCAUGAUGCAGAAUGAAUUCAUCCAGCAAGGCAGCCUGAAUUACAGAUUCAUUCCAGUCCUCUUCCUCAAUGCCUCCCAGAAGCACGUCCCAGGUUGGCUUCAGAACACACAUGCUUACCGCUGGCCGCAGGACACGGAGGAUUUGUUACUGCGACUGCUGAGGGAGGAGAGAUAUGUUCCUCCUCCUGUACCGGUGGAGCUCACCCUCAUCAUCAGGCCUGUGGCCCCAAGUGCCGCGGCUACACCGUGAAGUUCUGUACCUGUGUUUAUGCGCCAGUAUACUGUAUGUGUUUGAUGUUUCUGCUUCUGUCUGAAUAUGUUCUGAGUUAUUGUGUAUUUAUGAUUAGGAUUGUGUAUUUUUAUAAUCUUCAACAUUGAUCCAGUACAAGUCAAUAAAGAUUGUGUUUUGGGUUAUACUGCA